Molecule: messenger RNA, 5674 nt
Organism: Chara braunii
Lineage: Eukaryota; Viridiplantae; Streptophyta; Charophyceae; Charales; Characeae
Source: the annotation of a GenBank genome assembly
GGGUGGAAUUUCUUGCAGGACCUGUACAAUCACUUGGAUAUGGUCUUGGAUGGCGUUUUGCAUCCUGAAGUCCUUAAGAAUGAGCUUAUCUUCAGAAGAGAAGGAUGGAAUUACCAUCUUCAGUCUCCAAAUGACACUCUUACUGUAGAAGGUGUUGCAUGGAAUGAGAUGCUUUGGCGAUACUCAAGCUCAUCUUUCAGGCUGGUGAAUACGAUCAACAAGGUUUUAUUUCCAGACACACCAUAUGCAUUCGAAAGCGGCGGCUAUCCCUACAAAAUGAUAAACCUAACUUAUGAAGAUCUUAAGGACUUUCAUAGGCGAUUUUAUCAUCCAUCGAACAUCUUCAUCUCAAUGUACGGUGACGAUGACGCGGUUGAGAGGUUGCGCUUCUUGAGCGGUGCCUUUGCCAAUUUCACCUAUGAUGAGGAAGUUAAGGCUAACAGCAAAAUCUCGCCACUUUCAUUCAAUAGCACACUGCCAUAUACUACGGUGACCUUCCCGAGUACGGGUGAUGAUCCUCAAUGUUUCGUCAUGGCAUGGCUGCUGGAGAUGGAGGCUGGCUUGCACAUGGAGGAUAAAAUCAACCUGGAGCUUGUGGAGGGGCUUCUCAAGUCAGCGCUAUUUCAGUAUGGUUUGGAUAUCACAUUUGAUAAUGAUAACUACGCAAAUCCGGUUUUCUACAUUCUCUUCUGCAACACCACCAUUGAUGCUCCCUCGUUGGAAAGUGGAAUCAUGGAGACUUUUGAAAGCGCCAUUAAGACGGGGAUCUCCGAUGCUGACGUGUCCGGCAUCCUCAUCAAUACUCUUCUGGUGAAAAACAUGACCUAUGGAGAGUAUUCUCUCUCCAAUGGCAAGUCCCUUCACAGUUCCAUGCUGGCCCAAUGGAAGAGAGGUGGGGAUCCUCUGGAGGCUUUGAAUUUCACCAAGGCAUGGGCUUCUGUGUUCGACCGAGUGACAGACCUGGAAUUGGUUAAACCUUCGUUUGAAACGAUGGUCCAAUAUUACGUUCUCAACAACACAAAUCGCGCUGCAGUGCAUCUCGUGCCGGAGGCCGGUGGCCUGUUCAAGAUCAAGGCCAAGCUAGAAGGCCAGCUAGCUGCAUGGCAGCGAUCUUUGUCAGAGGACGAGAUUCAGCAGCUUGUAAACAACACAAGAAUUUUGGACGAGUAUGCGAGACCUGCUGGAUUAAGUGUGACGUCCAUCAUCCCUUCUCUGUCGUGGGAAGAUUUGAAACUCGCCGUCCCAAAGCAAAAUGACAAGGUAUACAAAAUUGGAGCGGCAACAGUGGUGGAGAAUUACAUGGAUACCCAUGGUUUUUUCUAUGUGGAUAUUGCCUUCGAUCUGGCGAGAAUACCUCAGGACCUCAUUCCAUAUGUUGGUUGGAUCCGAUGUCCCAUGCGAAUUUGCAACGCCCCUGCAACAUUCCAGCGGGCCAUGAAUAUGGCCUUCGCCGAGUUCGUUAACAAAACCCGUUUGACACAGCCGUUGAUAAAUUUUUGUGUGAUUGUGUACAUGGAUGACAUUUUGGUAUUUUCCAAAACCUACGAAUACCAUGUGGAGCAUAUUGAAUGGGUGUUGCAUGCGUUGAAAGAUGCGGGGUUCAAGGUGGCUCUGGAGAAAAGCGAGUUCUUUUUGUCCGAAAUUUCCUUUUUGGGCUACAUCGUCACGGUCGAGGGACUGAAACCGGAUCCCAGGAAUGUAGCAGCGGCUCGAGAAGCCCCGGCCCCGGUCACGCUCACUCAGGUUCGAGCCUUCCUAGGGCUGGCCUCUUAUUAUCGACGCUUCAUUCGGAGCUUUGCCUGCCUCGCCAAGCCGCUGACGAACCUGCUGAAGAAGGAGGAGCAGCUGAUCUGGACGCCGGAAUGCGAGGCGGCUUUUCAGGCACUCAAGGAGGCUCUGACAUCGGCGCCCGUGUUGGCGCGUCCCGAUCCGACAAGACAGUUUGCGUUGCAUACCGAAUGGCAGCCGCAGGCGAUAUCGGCGGUGCUGACUCAGCAAGGAACGGAUGGAAGGGAGCACGCCAUCGAGUAUGCGUCGAAAACGCUAAGCCAGGCGCAGUCGAACUACGAGGCGUGCAAGGGUGACCUGCUGACGGAACUUACCAAGGCUGAACGGCGACGUGUCACGGAACGGGCGCACGAUUACCGCUGGCAGGGAUCCGUCCUUCAAAAACGAAAAGAUGAUGACGUCGACGGAUCUAGUUGGCUGACGGUUCCACACCCACAGGCCAGGUUCGAUUGGACACGAGCCGCCCACGAGGAGGAUGCGGUUCACUUUGCAGUCAAAUACACGGAAAAAGCAAUAGAGAAAAACGGAUGGUACUGGUCGGGAAUCCGGGAAGAUGUGAAAUACAUCGUCCGGACUUGCCUGGCCUGCGCGGCCGAUAAGGCGCCGAUACAGAUGCCCCGUACAAUAGUGCCUACCCGGGUAGAGCGCCCCUUCCAACGGGUCAGUAUCGAUACGACGGACAUCAACGUGCCGAGAGGCCCUGUUGAUCAAGGAGAACUCAAUGUUCUUCUUGUAGCCGUAUAUCAUUUUUCGAAAUGGAUCGAAGCGUAUCCAAUGACCAGCUGGAACUCGCAGGAAGUAGCCUGGUACAGUAAUCACUUUUUGUGGAUGCACCUGGACGUAGAAGAGAUACAUAUGGACAAUGGAUCCGAGUUCCAUGGGGAAGUAGAGCGACAUCUUGUAAGGGAAGACAUUAGAAUUUCAUACUCCCCAGGGCACAGGCCUCAAGCCAACGGGCUCGUAGAAAAUGCCAACCGAAUGAUCAAGACUGCACUUAGACGGAAUAUCACGGCAGGUGAUACCAGGCCCUGGCCUGUCAUAGUCGACCACAUUUUGGCCAUCUAUCGGGCUACUCCCCAUGGGAGCACCGGGGUGUCCCCGUUCCAACUGAGAACCAAUAGCGUCCCCAGAGUGCAGCUGUCACCUUUAGUGGGGAGCAGGAUGAACCAUCGCCAGCCGGAGCAUGAGCCCCUCGAGCAUUUCCAGACGCCGCUUGCAGAUCGCUUGUUGCGGCAUCAGUUCAAUGAGGAGAGGCAGUUGCGAUACGACAUUCAGCAGGUGAACAUGCCAACGCACGGGGUUGUUGAUCUGGUGGCGUACUCGUUACUUUGUGAUCGGCUGACGUAUGCGGGGGUGUACGUGGACGUGACGCAGUUGCCUGGGCGGGAAACGACUCGAGUGUUCAUCGAGUUCCGCGCGCUCCAGGUGGCACCUAACUUCGUGCAUAGCGUCGCCACCUUUAUCGGAGACUUGACGAUCCUGCCACAGCCGAGUCGGGAGCUGGCGCGAAGCUUUGUGCGCCAAUACGCGGUGCAGGCGGCCAGAUCAGUGGGCAGAGUGCAAGGACGGGGAGCGCAUCGAUUCACAGCCCACGAAGCGCUGCUGCGCAGGGUGGAGGACGGACCAAUUGCGUUGGGCCCUUAUCCUAUGCGCGAGUUCUCGGAGUAUUUGGUGGAGCUGACUGACGUGGAGCCGCUGCCCUUCGCAGACGAAGACGUAUGGGAGUUGCACUGUGCGCUAUACAAGUCGGUGGCGUUGGGGAUGUUCCGAUUCUUCGUGGAUCACGAAGACCACUGUAUCGGGGAGCACUUCGUCGCCUAUUACGUCAUCAUGCGGCCCAAGCCAGCGCAGAAGGAGGGGACGGUGGCGUUGUACCCAUUCGCCCAGCUCCAGACGACCGAUCCGGGAUUGUUGGAGCUCAUACAUCUUGAGCUCCUAUCCAUUGCGCAAGUGAUCGCGAGCGAGGAAGAGGAGAUCCAGCCACGAUUGCGGAUGGCGGCUGCCCCGCGGAGAACGUACAACGUGGUCGUCAUCCCGGAUUACAUUGCGGAGCGCAAAGAGAGGUUGGAGGACUUCCCUGAGGAAAAGCCGCUGCGACCUCCCUCAUCGUAUCCCAGACCUGCGCCGCCAAAGGCCCUCAAGAAGACGCCGAAGAGGAAGAGACACCACCCAUCGCUAGGAGCGCAAGGCAGCCAAAUCGGUGCCGGCGAGGAGGUGGUUCAGCCCGUGCGCACGCGGAAUCUCGACCCGGUGCCUGGGAGUGGGGCGACACUGGUUAAGGAGACUGUCGUGCCAUCGCCGCCCCUCCCGCGCGUGCCCGAUCUCAAUCACGAUGGAGCCGGGCCAUCAGCCGCAGCAGCCGGAGGAGGAAGCCGAAUGGGAUUACCGGAUCCCGUAUCCAGACCCCCCGUCCUCGCGGGACCUCUCCGCUUCCGCCAGCCACCCCGGAGUGCCCCGAUAUUGACAUUAGCAGUUCCUCCGAGCCGGACGGUCCAUCCAAUAGAGGUGGAUUUCAUGGUGGAGCCCACCACCAUCAGGCUCGAGGCCAUUGUGGGGGCGCCGCGCCCUGAUCCGGCGUGGGAGCCAUAUCUGACACCCUCUUUACAAGGGUGUAUCGCGGCGCGAUUGGCAGGGACGCUCAUCUACGAGACCGGGCGGCGUCCCAAUGUGAUGUACCACUUCCUCGUCUUCGCGGCGCAGAAGGGGGAGCGGCGGCCCUACACCGAGACUCAUCUGGUGAUGACGGGUCCCGGACCCCGAUCGGUACGCAAACGGGUGGUACGAGCGGUGGCAGAUCUGGCGCCACGUGUCCUUCAUACUUGGGAACAAUUGAGCUCAGUCGGUCCGACUGAACUGGACACGGACAGUUUGUUUCGCAUAUCAAUUAGUGUGCAAUUACAGUACGUUGACGCUGGCCUCAAGACAGCAAGAGGCGAGGGGCAGGCAUCUCCAUAUUUCAUCAUUAGCGGGAAAACCAAUUUGCCAAAUGCCUCGCUACUAAUAGAUGAGAUCCGGCAGCGAUGGAUUCGAGUGCAAAUCAACAAUCCUGCUGAGUACUCAGGUGCAUCUCCGUAUUGGCUCCCAGUGGAGGCAAGGCUUGACCUGGACAGGCCGAUCUCCAUUGAGGAAUUGACGGAGGCCAUUAAGGCCAUGCCAACAAAGCUCGAGGAGGCCUAUCGCAACUUUAUCCACUCAGAUGGAGUGAGCAUUAGCGUGAUUGGCAAUCAGUCUGCAAUUAAAAAUGCAUCCAAAGCGUUGAAGGUCCUUGUAGAAUCGUUGCCAUCACCACCAACUCCUCAGCUGCAAAGGGUCCCUUGGACAAAACUGGAUGCUCUGACGAAUGAAUCUGUCCCUCUCCCUCUUCUGGCUUUCGAGAAUUUGCGGUCUCGAAAUGUCUACAAAGGAGGGUGGGCACCAGCAGGGAGCAGCAGUGUGAUUACAAAAGUGCAGAAUGCAUGGAUUAACCAUGUUGUCAGAGUCCGAAGGCAUGCUUAUGGUGGUGGUGCAGCCAUCGAUGAGGGGACAGGUCUUGUAUAUCACUAUUCGACAGCGGAUCCGCAAAUACUGAGAACGCUACAGACAUUUGAUGAGAGCGCAAAUUUCUUGGAGAGCAUCACGGAAAUGGACGAGGAUCUCGAUCGAAUCAAGGUGACAGCUGUCGCACAGGCAAACAACAUCAAGGAGCCCUACGUCGAGGGGAUGAGCAGAUUUUGGGACUUUUUGACAAACGUCACCAUUGCCGAUUAUGAGCGCAAGAAUGUGGAGAUCAACACUGCAAGGUAAGGGAUGCAGCACAUGUCGUGUUGUUGUUGUUGUUGUUGUUGUUGUUGUUGUUGUUGUUGUUGUUGUUGUUGUUGUUUUUGGCCAAUCAAGGUGAGGAAGACCC